AUGGUUAAAACUAUCUUUGUUUCAGGAGCUACCGGGUUUAUAGCUCAGCAUAUAGUCCAACAACUACUUCAAUUGGGCUAUAUUGUUAUUGGAUCGGUUAGAUCGAAAGGUAAAGGAGAAGAUUUGCAAAAAUUGAUUAAUUCACCAAACUUUAGCUAUGUUGUAAUUCCAAAUUUAGUAGUAGCUGGUGCGUUUGACGAGGCCUUGAAGGCUCAUCCUGAAAUCAAAGUGUUUAUUCACACAGCGUCGCCAGUCGACUUUGAAGCAACUGAUUUCAAAAAUGAGGUUUUGGAUCCAGCAAUUGAAGGUACUAAAAACGUCUUAUCGGCAAUCAAGACAUUUGGUACAAAUAUUGAAACUUUGGUUUAUACAUCCUCAGUUAUAGCAAUUAUCGACAUUUUGGUAAAGCUUCCACGUCCUAUCCAGUAUAAUGAAGACUCAUGGAACCCAAUCACCUAUGAAGAAAGUUUCAAAGAUCCUUACACAGCCUAUGGUGGUUCUAAAACAUUUGCUGAGCGUGCCGUUUGGGACUUUGUUAAAAAUGAAAAGCCGAAAUUUACAGUUACCACAAUUCAUCCAACAUAUGUCUUGGGCCCUCAAGCUUACGAGGUCAAAAACAAGACACAAUUGAACUUUUCGGCUGAUAUUUCUGGUAAAUUAUUGAAUUUGAAGCCACUGGAUGAAAUUCCCGAAUUUUUCGGUGAUUACAUCGAUGUUAGAGAUACGGCAAAAGCACACAUUUUUGCAUUUGAACACCCUGAAAAGCUGAAUGGUGAAAGAUUCUUGUUGCGGGACUGUUAUUUUACUAAUGAUUCAUUAGUUGAGCUUAUUCGUAAGAAUUUCCCUCAGUUGCAAUUACCAAAAGGUGAUUUGGAGAAAAGUGCUCAAUUGAUUGAGGAAAAAGCUUUGAGACUUGAUCCAUCGAAAACGAAUAGUAUUUUGCAAUUCAAAUAUAUUCCUUUAGAGCAAUCGAUAAUCGAUUCAGUACAACAAAUACUAGAAUGCUGA
Molecule: messenger RNA, 1008 nt
Organism: Lodderomyces oxycetoniae
Lineage: Eukaryota; Fungi; Ascomycota; Pichiomycetes; Serinales; Debaryomycetaceae
Product: SDR family oxidoreductase
Exons: 1
Coding region: 1-1008 (335 amino acids)
Biological process (GO): steroid biosynthetic process
Molecular function (GO): 3-beta-hydroxy-Delta5-steroid dehydrogenase (NAD+) activity
Source: RefSeq, a predicted model, not a curated record